Messenger RNA from Daldinia decipiens, 981 nucleotides. Its product is annotated as S-adenosyl-L-methionine-dependent methyltransferase. Bases 1 to 981 code for a protein of 326 amino acids. The transcript is spliced from 8 exons. Lineage: Eukaryota; Fungi; Ascomycota; Sordariomycetes; Xylariales; Hypoxylaceae. The record is from RefSeq and is a predicted model, not a curated record. Gene Ontology annotation, molecular function: methyltransferase activity.
AUGGCUAAUCACGAUGAGCCCACGCCAGCGGCGACGACUUUAGGUAAACCAGCUACGUCGGCUGGGCCCGCUAGCCCUACAGAACAACCAGCGCCGAAUGUAGUACCAGGAUGGACAGAUGAGCCAAUUGAAGUUGCUCCACAUGAGGAGGGUGAUGAUUAUGAUGAUGCAGAUUCUGCUCUAGGAGAAGGUGAUAAUCACCAUUUCUUGACCCUUUGUCUCGGUGGCAAUCUUUUCCUAGCACCUCUAAAGGAUGAUAUAAAACGAAUACUUGACAUUGGUACUGGAACAGGGUUAUGGCCAAUUGACAUAGGAGACGAAUUCCCGAACUGUGAGGUUGUUGGAACAGAUUUAUCACCGAUCCAACCAUCGUGGUGCCCACCCAACGUCAAAUUUGAGAUCGACGACCUGGAGCAAGAAUGGACAUACGCCCCUAACAGCUUCGACUACAUACACAUCCGGUACAUGGUAGGCAGCGUGGCAGAUUGGCCGAAGUUAUUCAGGCAAGCAUUCAAAACGCUCAAACCCGGUGGAUGGAUCGAGAGCUUCGAGGUCGAGGCCGACUACCGUAGCGACGAUGGCACCCUAAAACCCGACUCGGCUAUGAUUAUGUGGCGCGACUUGUUCACCGAAGGCGGCAAGAAGCUAGGCUUAUCGUUUACUCUCAUCUCAGACGACGUCCAGAGGAAAGGGAUUGAAGACGCUGGUUUUGUAGACAUGACGGUCAAGGAUAUUAAGGUACCUAUGGGUCCUUGGCCGGCAGACCCGAAGUUGAAGGAGAUUGGGCAAUGGGCUCAAUAUACUCUUGAGCAGGACCUAGAAGGUUAUGUUGUGUUUAUGUGGAACACGGUCUUAGGCCGCUCCUUGGAGGAAAUGCAAGUAUUUCUCGCAAGUUUCCGCAAAGAAUUACGGUCUAGCAGGACGAUCCACGCAUACAUACCACAGCGGGUUGUAUAUGCGCGAAAGCCAGAGGCUGCGUAG